AUGCGUGAAAACAGGAGCAGGAGUAGCAGCAGCAGUAGCAGCAGCAACAGCAGCAGCAGUCCUUCUUCAGUUAUCAGUAAUGAUGAUGACUCCGCCAGUCCACUCCAUCACAUCUCCAAUGGAAGUAAUACUCCAUCUUCUUCAGAAGGAGGCCCUGAUGCUGUCAUCAUUGGAAUGACCAAGAUUCCUGUCAUUGAAAAUCCCCAGUACUUUGGAAUCACAAACAGUCAACUCAAGCCAGACACAUUCGUUCAGCACAUUAAGAGACAUAACAUCGUUCUGAAAAGGGAGCUAGGCGAAGGAGCCUUUGGAAAAGUUUUCCUUGCUGAGUGUUACAACCUUUGCCCCGAGCAAGACAAGAUCUUGGUGGCAGUAAAGACUCUGAAAGAUGCCAGUGAAAAUGCCCGCAAGGACUUCCACCGAGAGGCUGAAUUGCUGACCAAUCUCCAGCACGAGCACAUUGUGAAAUUCUACGGUGUCUGUGUGGAAGGGGAUCCUCUUAUUAUGGUCUUUGAAUAUAUGAAACAUGGGGAUCUCAACAAAUAUCUCAGGGCCCAUGGACCAGAUGCUGUGCUCAUGGCAGAAGGCAACCGCCCCACUGAAUUGACCCAAUCCCAGAUGUUGCACAUUGCUCAGCAGAUUGCCGCUGGCAUGGUUUACUUGGCAUCCCAGCAUUUUGUGCACCGUGAUCUUGCCACCCGGAACUGCUUGGUCGGAGAGAACCUGCUGGUGAAAAUUGGUGACUUUGGGAUGUCCCGUGACGUGUACAGCACUGACUACUACAGGGUUGGGGGCCAUACAAUGUUACCCAUCCGCUGGAUGCCUCCAGAGAGUAUCAUGUAUAGAAAAUUCACCACAGAAAGUGAUGUCUGGAGCCUGGGGGUUGUGUUAUGGGAGAUCUUCACCUAUGGCAAACAGCCGUGGUAUCAGCUCUCAAAUAAUGAGGUGAUUGAAUGCAUCACUCAGGGCCGAGUCCUGCAGAGGCCUAGAACGUGCCCAAAGGAAGUGUAUGACCUGAUGCUGGGGUGCUGGCAGCGAGAGCCUCACAUGAGGCUCAACAUCAAAGAUAUCCAUUCUCUCCUUCUGAACUUGGCCAAGGCAUCCCCAGUCUACCUGGAUAUUCUAGGCUAGGGUCCCCACCAACCUUCUACUCCCCAUUGCACUUCCUCAGACAGGCCAAGUGAACGAUUGUGUUCUAGCUGCCGCUGAACUCCAUCCAAAUGUGUUCUUAACUGACAGUAUUAAUGACAAAGACAGUGAGAAGCUUUCAGAGGGAAGCAGUGUGCACUUCUCCAUCUGUAGACACAGUAUUGACUUCCUUUUGGCAUUAUCAAGUCUUCUCUCUCU
This is a messenger RNA of Trichosurus vulpecula (common brushtail), 1347 nucleotides long. RefSeq names its product BDNF/NT-3 growth factors receptor. The transcript is spliced from 7 exons. Gene Ontology annotation, cellular component: membrane; signaling receptor complex; axon. The coding region runs from base 1 to 1131 and encodes 376 amino acids. Gene Ontology annotation, molecular function: ATP binding; brain-derived neurotrophic factor binding; brain-derived neurotrophic factor receptor activity. Lineage: Eukaryota; Metazoa; Chordata; Mammalia; Diprotodontia; Phalangeridae. The record is from RefSeq and is a predicted model, not a curated record. Gene Ontology annotation, biological process: protein phosphorylation; positive regulation of kinase activity; cell surface receptor protein tyrosine kinase signaling pathway.